Linepithema humile (Argentine ant) is the source of this 1405-nucleotide messenger RNA. Lineage: Eukaryota; Metazoa; Arthropoda; Insecta; Hymenoptera; Formicidae. The record is from RefSeq and is a predicted model, not a curated record.
AUGACUAAUACAUCAAGAGGACCAUAUAAAAAGUAUUUGGUCGACAUUGUAGAAGAAAUACCUGUUCCAAUUUCCAAUGAACUUUCUAAUAAUGAAAAUACGAGGAAUCAUGAUAUCCAAGACAAUGAUGAUUCUACUAUUGAUAUUGAAGAAUAUAGUAAUCAAUUCCAAGUUAAUGCAAUUAGAAUUGACAGUGACAAUGAGACAAUUGUAAGCAGAAGAAGCUUAGAAAAAUCAAACAGCAGUCAAGUUGAUUCUGACUUCUCCAGUAAAAAUGAGAAUGAUUUAGAAGAAAAUUAUCUUAAUUAUUCUGAAGAUGAAAACAGUGAUAAUUAUAAUAAUGACAAUGUAGAUAUUCACAAAAAUAAAAGCGACAGUGAAAGUAAUGAAGACAACGAAGAAUAUGAGAAUCAAAUACAGGAUAUAAUACGGGUUCCCAUAUAUGAAGGAUGUAAUUUGACCAAAGAAGAAAGCCAAUUAUUAAUUAUAGGAACAGCUAUUCGAAACAAAAUGACGGACGUAGGACUGGAAACUUUACUUAAAAUUGUAGAUUGCCAUUUGCCACAUACGCAAUACAAUUCGAAGUAUCAUUUUCUUAAAACGUUUCCAAAGGUACAAGCUAAUAUAUAUUACUUUUGUCCAAAAUGUUUAAUAAUAUUGAAGUUUGAAAACUGCAACAGAGUGGAAUGCAAAAAUUGCGAAAAAAUUUACAAUCGUCGUCGAUUGCAAAGACAAUUUAAUUAUUUUUAUCAUCUUCCAUUGAAGGAACAAUUAAUAGAACUAGUAAACACAAAGUUAUUUACAUAUUUUAGAAAAAUGUCAUAUGAAAGCGAUGUUAUAAAUGGAAACAUAUAUUAUCAGUUGAGAGAAAAAAUAUUAUUUCUGAUCAAGACAUUAGUAUUCAAUGGAAUACAGAUGGCGUAGAAAUAUUUAAUUCGUCAAAAUAUUCUAUAUGGCCUAUCCAAGUAUCUAUUAACGAAUUACCUUAUAGAAUUAGACGUGAUAAUAUUUUACUUUGUGUGGAUUAUGGUUCAAUUCUGAGAAACCACCUAUGGAACUUUUUCUUAGACCAUUUAUAGACGAACUUCUUGAGUUACAUAUUAAUGGAAUUGAAUGUAAUACAUUCAACCAUCAAGAACCUAUAUUGAUUAAAGUUCAUACGCUUUUCUCACCAGUUGAUUCAGUUGCUCGACCUUUGAUUCAAAAUAUUAAACAAUUUAAUGGAAAAUAUGGAUGCUCUUAUUGUCUUAAUAAAGGAGAACACAUUGCUAUUGGAGGGGGUACACACGAGUAUAUCCAGGUGGUAAGGGAGUAAUGCGUACGAUAACAAAACAUAACAUAUAUGUUGAAAGGGCAGUUGAAAAACGGAAAGCAGUAAAAGGUGUUAAGGGGCCUUCUAUUACAA